Messenger RNA from Lampris incognitus (smalleye Pacific opah), 5673 nucleotides. It is a transcript of the gene col14a1b, whose product is annotated as collagen alpha-1(XIV) chain. Gene Ontology annotation, cellular component: interstitial matrix. The record is from RefSeq and is a predicted model, not a curated record. Lineage: Eukaryota; Metazoa; Chordata; Actinopteri; Lampriformes; Lampridae. Gene Ontology annotation, molecular function: protein binding.
AUGGAUGUAAAAGAGAAACAAAGUCUCCCCUCCGGGAGGAGCCCAUCACCACACCGACAGGCUGAGCAGGAGGAGGAGGAGGAGGAGGAGGAGAGUGGGGCUUUGCUUUUAUCAACCCCCCGAAGGUUUCGCACCAAACUUGUGGGCCUCAGCACGCUACACGUGUCGUGGAAGGAGCCAAAGGGAGACUUUGGAAGCUACAAAGUCAUGUAUACCACCCGACCAGGUGGAGAGGAGAGGGAGGUUCAGGUGUCGAAGCAGGAGGCGAAGCUGGUCGUAGAAGACUACGACCCUUCGAAGGAGUACAGCUUUAAGAUCACCGCUGUCAGUGGAGCGCAGGAGAGCAAACCGCUCUACGGCAAACAGGAGGCGCAGCGUUCCGGGGCUGAGACGGUGCAGCCUCAGAGGAGGCAGGACUCGCGUGUCGCCGUGGAAACCAACGAGAUCUCGGAAGCAGAGGAGAGGUUUUUGUGUAAGACUCCGGCCAUCGCCGACAUCGUCAUUCUGGUGGACGGCUCGUGGAGCAUGGGUCGCAUCAACUUCCGGCUGGUCCGAAUGUUCCUGGAGAAUCUGGUCAAGGCCUUCACCGUGGAGAUCGACAAAACCAGAAUCGGUCUGGCUCAGUACAGUGGAGACCCCAGGAUAGAGUGGCACCUGAAUGCUUACACCACUAAGGAUGCUGUGAUCGAUGCAGUGAAGAACCUGCCUUACAAAGGAGGAAACACACUCACAGGUUUGGCUCUGACCUAUAUUCUGGAGAACAGCUUCAAACCAGAGUCCGGCUCCAGAGCCGGCGUUCCCAAGAUCGGAAUCCUCAUCACAGAUGGGAAGUCCCAGGAUGAUGUCAUUCCUCCUGCCCAGAGCCUGAGGAAUGCUGGGAUUGAGCUAUUUGCCAUUGGUGUUAAGAACGCCGAUGAGAAUGAGUUGAAGGCCAUCGCCUCUCCGCCAGAGCAGACUCAUGUGUACAACGUAGCUGACUUCAGCGUGAUGAACGAUAUCGUUGAGGGCCUCACCAGGGCCAUCUGUGACCGUGUGGAGCAGCUUGACAAGGCCCUCAAAGGUGACACCAGCCCCCCAUCCACCACCGUUGCUCCUCCCCGUGACCUUGUGACUUCUGAUAUCACAGCUCGUAGUUUUCGGGUGACGUGGACCCAUGCCCCCGGCCUGGUGGAGAAGUACCGGGUGGUAUUUUACCCGGCUAGUGGAGGACAGCCUGAGGAAAAGGUGGUCCAAGGAACGGAGAACUCGGUGUUGCUGAAUUACCUCAACUCCCUGACGGAGUACCAGGUGGCCGUGUUCGCCGUCUACCGCAGCUCGGCCAGCGAGGCGCUGAGGGGGAGCGCUACCACAUUGGCCCUGCCCAUGGUGAAUGACCUGGAGUUGUUUGACAUCACCCACAGCACGAUGAGGGUACGCUGGAAGACGGCCGCAGGGGCUUCUGGGUACAUGAUCCUCUACGCCCCGCUGACCGAGGGAGACCCUGCCGAUGAAAAGGAGGUGAAGGUGGCAGAGACGGUGAAUGAGGUGGAACUGGAGAGACUGACUCCUGACACUGAGUACACCGUCACCGUCUACGCCAUGUAUGGAGAGGAGGCCAGCGAUCCAAUCACCAGCCAGGAGACCACUUUACCGCUGACUCCCGUGAGGAACCUGCGUUUCUCCGAGGUGGACCACAGCUCUGCCCGGCUCACGUGGGACUCCGUCUCCAGAAAGGUCAACGGGUACCGCAUCAUGUACGUCAAGACCAACGGCGUACAGACCAAUGAGGUGGACGUUGGCCGUGUGACCUCCUGGCACCUCAGGAACCUGACCUCGCUGACAGAGUACACGGUGGCCAUCUUUGCCGUGUAUGACGAGGGACAGGCCGAGCCGCUGACCGACAGCUUUACUACAAAGACUGUUCCAGAACCUCUGGAUCUGAAGAGCAGUGACGUUUCCACGGAGAGUUUCCAGGUGUCAUGGCAACAGGCGGCUUCUGACGUGGUUCUGUACCGACUCACUUGGACCCCCACCCAGGGGGGAGACACCAAGGAGGCUCUGCUGAACAAGAACGUGAACAGCUACCUGCUCACGGGACUCGUGCCUUCCACCCAGUAUGAGGUCACCCUGGCGGCUGUCUACGGCGACGAAGCCGAGAGCAAAGCGGUGGCCCACAUCCAGUCCACCGUUGCAAGAACCACCACCGUUGCCAUGACGACCACCACCAGCGCAGCCCCUCGCUACGGCGUGAGGAACCUCCAGAUUAACGAUGAGACGACCUUCAGCCUGCAGGUGUCCUGGCAGAUGGCCGACACCAGGAAUGUCAAACACUACCGGCUGGCCUACGUCACCGCCAGGGGAGACCGCGCAGAAGAGGCGAGGACGGUGCCGUCGGCUCAGAGCAGCCUGCUGCUGCAGCCUCUGCUGUCCGACACCGAGUACAAAGUCACCGUCACACCCGUGUACCAGCACACAGAUGGACCCAGCGCCACACGGGUGGGACGCACACUACCUCUCUCAGCCCCUAGCAACCUCCGUGUAUCAGACGAAUGGUAUAACCGCUUCAGGAUCAGCUGGGACACCCCGCCUUCCCCCACCAUGGGCUACAGAGUGGUGUACCAGCCUCUGUCUGCUCCUGGACAGGCCCUGGAGACUUUCGUGGGCGAAGACGUCAACACCAUGCUCAUCCUCAACCUGCUGAGUGGGACGGAGUACAGCGUCAAGGUCAUCGCGUCCUACACCACCGGAUCCAGCGAGGCCCUGUCCGGGAGAGCCAAGACAUUGUAUCUGGGGGUGACCGGCCUGGCUGCGUACCACAUGAGGAUGAACAGCAUGUGCGCCCAGUGGCAGCCUCAUCGCCAUGCCAGCACCUACAGGGUGGUCAUCGAGUCGCUGCUCAACGGUCAGAAGCAGGAGACCAAGCUGGGCGGUGGCGCCUCCCGGCACUGCUUCAACAACCUGAAGGCCAACACGCAGUACAGGAUCAGCGUCUACGCUCAGCUGCACGAUGGAACGGAGGGACCUGCCGUCGCCGCCGUUGACAAGACACUGCCCAUCCCCACCCCAGCACCAACCAGACCCCCAACAACGACCCCUCUGCCAACCAUCCCUGCUGCUAAGGAAGUGUGCAAGGCGGCCAAGGCGGACCUCACGUUCUUGGUGGACGGGUCCUGGAGCAUCGGCGACGAGAACUUCCUGAAGAUCAUCGGCUUUCUCUACAGCACCACCGGCGCCCUGGACCGGAUUGGACCUGAUGGGACACAGGUGGCCAUAGCACAGUUCAGUGAUGACGCCAGGACGGAAUUCAAACUGAACUCCUACGGUGACAAGGAGAGACUGCUGGAUGCCAUCAACAGGAUCUCCUACAAAGGAGGAAACACCAAGACAGGUCGAGCCAUCCAGCAUGUGAAGGAGAACAUCUUCACGGUGGAGGGAGGGAUAAGGAGGGGAAUCCCCAAAGUCCUGGUGGUCCUCACAGAUGGGCGGUCCCAGGACGAUGUCAACAAAGUCUCCAAGGAGAUACAGAUGGAAGGCUACAUCGUGUUUGCCAUCGGUUUUGCGGACGCCGACUACGGCGAGCUAGUGAGCAUCGCCAGCAAGCCCAGCGACCGGCACGUCUUCUUUGUCGACGACCUCGACGCCUUCAAGAAGAUAGAAGAGAAGCUGGUGACCUUCGUCUGCGAGGCUGCCUCGGCCACUUGUCCGUCACUGCCCAUGAGCGGGAGCACAAUUCCAGGUUUCCGCAUGAUGGAGCUGUUUGGGCUGGUGGAGAAUCACUACGGCAACGUUGCUGGUGUUUCCAUGGUGCCCGGAACCUUCAACACCUUCCCCUGUUUCCACCUGCACAGCAAUGCUCUGCUGGCUCAACCCACCAGGUACAUCCACCCUGAAGGCCUCCCGUCAGAGUACACCAUCAGCCUGCUGCUCAGACUGCUGCCCAACACCCCGGAGGAACCCUUCGCUCUCUGGGAGAUCCUCAACAAGGACAACCAACCACUGGUGGGGGUCAUCCUGGACAACGGGGGGAAAACCCUGACGUUCUUCAAUAGUGACUAUAAAGGGGAGUUCCAGACGGUGACGUUUGAAGGCCCAGACAUCAAGAAACUCUUCUAUGGAAGCUUCCAUAAGCUCCACUUAGCGAUCGGUAAGACCAGUGCCAGGGUGGUGCUGGACUGUAAGCUGGUGGCAGAGAAGACCAUCAACGCAGCAGGAAACAUCACCACUGAUGGACUGGAAGUACUGGGAAGAAUGGUGCGGUCUCGAGGGAACAAGGACAACUCAGCACCUUUCCAGCUCCAGUCCUUCGACAUCAUCUGCAGCACCUCCUGGGCCAGCAGAGACAAGUGCUGUGAACUUCCGGCUCUGAGGAAGGAGGCGGACUGCCCUGCUAUGCCCAGAGCCUGUACAUGCACCCAGGACAGCAAGGGCCCCCCCGGCCCCGCAGGGCCACCUGGAGGCCCUGGAAUCAGAGGAGCUCGAGGUGAUCGUGGUGAACCAGGUCCAGUGGGGCCUGUUGGUCUAGUUGGUGAUACAGGAGUUCCUGGAGCCCAGGGGACCCCUGGUCCUCAAGGACCCAGUGGGCGUUCCAUCAUUGGACCCCCUGGAGGCCCAGGAGAGAGAGGCGAGAAGGGGGAGGCGGGACUGCCGGGACCUCAGGGGGUUCCUGGUACAGCUGGAUCACUAGGGAGAGAAGGCCAACCAGGACCAAGGGGACUGCAGGGAAAAGAUGGCCCCCCAGGAAGACAGGGCCCUUCGGGGAUCAUAGGUACUCCAGGAGCCCCGGGGGCCCCGGGUACGUCUGGUCCUCCUGGGAAACAGGGAGAUCAGGGACCACCGGGACCUCCCGGAGGCAAGGGGGAGAAAGGUGAACGGGGUGACCUUCAGUCCACAUCGUCAGUUCAAGCCAUCGCCAGACAAGUCUGUGAGCAGCUAAUCCAAAGCCACAUGGCACGCUACAACUCCAUCCUGAACCACGUACCAAGCCAGCCUGUUUCCAUCCGGACCGUACCGGGACCUCCCGGAGAGCCGGGCCGACAGGGAGCCUCGGGACCACAGGGAGAGCAGGGGCCCCCUGGAAGACCCGGUUUCCCCGGUUCCAAUGGGGAGAAUGGACAACCAGGAUCCCGAGGUCAACCAGGAGAGAAGGGUGAGAAAGGCACUCAAGGUGUUGGAGUCCAGGGCCAGAGAGGACCCCCAGGAUCUCCUGGUACCUCAGGGCAGGGCAGACCGGGCAGCCAGGGCCCCUCGGGUCGACCUGGUAAUUCAGGUAGUCCCGGUCGACCCGGGGUCCCUGGUCCAGUGGGCCCAGCAGGACCUCCUGGAUACUGCGACCAGAACUCCUGUAUGGGUUACAAUGUGGGAGAGGGCGACCCCCUCACUGAUGGUGGUGCUGUCCCCUCAGUCCAACUGCCAUCCAACACGUACCAGAACUAUGGCGAGGUUGAGGAGGAUGACCCAUACCGCUACGGGGGAAGCUACCCCCCCGAGUACUACCAGCCCAACUACCCCGCCCCGCGGCCUGUGGCACCCGGCGACCCCACACUUUCCCUGGACGACGUGGAGCUGAGGUCCCCCGGGGUCCACCGCACCGCCCGUAGCCUAGCAGAGGACGGGGAGGAAGGGAGAAGAGAGGGGGGGAUCACCCAGAAGAGGAGGCUUAAAAGUGAGGCAGACAAGUCCCCUGGGACCAUCUGA